Molecule: messenger RNA, 1349 nt
Organism: Anoplophora glabripennis (Asian longhorned beetle)
Lineage: Eukaryota; Metazoa; Arthropoda; Insecta; Coleoptera; Cerambycidae
Gene: Fa2h
Product: fatty acid 2-hydroxylase
Exons: 7
Coding region: 273-1223 (316 amino acids)
Biological process (GO): lipid biosynthetic process; fatty acid metabolic process
Cellular component (GO): membrane; endoplasmic reticulum
Molecular function (GO): iron ion binding; fatty acid 2-hydroxylase activity; heme binding
Source: RefSeq, a predicted model, not a curated record
GGGUUCAUUUGACCAGAAGCACAGAAGAUCUUCCAUAAACGGGUUGAAAUAUGUCCGAAAGUUUACAGUGAACCUUGUUCAACCCUCAGUUGACCCAUGCCGCGUUGUUCCUGGGUUCUUUAAAAGCGUUCUAGUGAGUUAUAAAAAAUAUUUUAUGCCGUAUUUACAAAUGAAAUUACGUAAAUAGUGGAAUUAUUGUGGCGGCUACGAAAUAAUGCACCAGUUUAUGGUAGAAACCUUUAAAGACGUAGACAAAAAGCUAUAAAUUAAAAAUGAAAAGAGAUGGAAAUUUCGAAGUGAAAUACAGGGAAAAUAAAUACAAUAUAUAUUCAUUCCUCAACAAUCACCCCGGUGGUAUCAACUAUGUGAAGCCUUACGAACAGAAAGAUGUUACGACACGGAUGAAAGAUCAUGAGCACUCGAAAGCCGCUUACUACUUAUUGAAAGAAUACAGAGAUGGUGGGAGAGAUUCGAAUCAAAACGAAGACUUAGAGCAUUUAGUUGAUUGGGACAAACCAAUGCUCAGCCAAGUUGCAAGUCUAGGUACCAGUUACAAGGAGUGGGUGAGUUCUCCAGUGGACAGACAUCUUAGACUAUUCAGCAAUCCAAUAUUAGAAAGUCUGACAAUAACGCCUUGGUACGUCGUCCCAUUAGUGUGGAUUCCAGUCAUCAUAUAUUUUAUUUAUUCUGGUACUCAGAAAUACAUACAAUUUACCAAAGAUCCAACACCAAUUAUAUCAACAGUAUUAUACAUAGGAUUAGGAGCGCUUGUUUGGACCUUCGUGGAAUAUUCCCUUCACAGGUGGGUGUUUCACAUGGAGCCGUCCGGCCAUUCGAAGAUUCUGAUUUAUUUACAUUUCGCAAUUCACGGAUUACAUCAUAAAGUUCCAUUCGACGCUAGAAGACUAGUAUUUCCCCCGUUUCCAGCAGCAAUCAUUGCAUAUGUAAUAUCCAACUUCAUCUCUUUAAUGUUUCAUGACUCCAUCAAAAUACUUAUAAUGGCAGGAGGACUGGCAGGUUAUGUAACCUACGACAUGAUCCAUUUCUACCUUCACCAUGGAACACCAAAGGAGGAUACUUACCUUUACCACUUGAAGAGGUACCAUAAUCAACAUCAUUUCGCACACCAAGACAACGGCUUUGGUAUCAGUAGUAUGUUCUGGGAUAAAAUAUUUGGAACUGCAAUAAGUUUAAGAAAACUGAACUUAGGAAUAAAAUGGUGAUUCAGCGCACAUGCCUUUUAAACAAAAGAAGUGUUCUUACAACGUGUGAUUUAUAUUAUUUAAGUGUUUUGAAUUUUUUAGAAUAAUGUAUUGAAUUUUUAAUAAAAUUGUAUUUUUGUGUGACAA